CAAUUUUCCUGUAGGAGAGGAAAAAGAGACGGGAGAGAAACUUCACACUGAAAGAAAGUGGGGUUUUUUUUUGGUUUGUUUUUUUUAAAGAUGAAUACACCCCAGGAACUGUAAUCCAAAUGUUUCUCUGUUUGUGGAGAAGAUUUCAUUUUUGAAACAAGAUUUCUACGGAAGCUGGGUGUGUUCCACCAUCAUGUUCUGGAAGUUUGAUUUGAACACAACAUCGCAUGUGGACAAGCUGCUGGAUAAGGAGGAUGUGACGCUGCGUGAGCUGAUGGAUGAAGAUGACAUCCUACAGGAGUGCAAGGCACAGAACCGCAAACUGCUGGACUUCAUCUGCCAGCAGCACUGCAUGGAGGAGCUGGUCAACCUCAUCACACAUGAGCCCCCCAUUGACAUGGACGAGAAGGUCCGCUUCAAAUAUCCAAAUACUGCCUGUGAACUCCUGACCUCUGAUGUGCCACAGAUCAACGACAGACUAGGAGGGGAUGAAACUUUAUUGAAUAUCCUCUAUGACUUCUUGGAUCACAAGCCUCCUUUGAACCCUUUGCUUGCCAGUUUCUUCAGCAAAACCAUUGGGAAUCUCAUUGCAAGAAAAACGGAACAGGUGAUUGGAUUUUUGAGGAAAAAAGACCAAUUUAUUAGCCUGGUACUAAAGCAUAUUGAUACAUCUGCGAUGAUGGACCUGCUGCUUCGACUGAUCAGCUGUGUGGAGCCAGCACCUUUACGGCAGGAAGUACUAAAUUGGCUUAACGAAGCGAAAGUAAUUCAAAGACUUGUGGAGCUGAUCCAUUCGAGCCAGGAUGAGGAUAGGCAAUCAAAUGCUUCCCAAACCUUGUGUGAUAUCAUAAGACUGAGCAGAGACCAGGGCAGCCAAUUGCAGGAGAUAUCUGAGCCUGACCCGCUUCUCACAGCACUGGAGUCGAAGGAAUGCGUGGAGCAGCUUUUGAAAAACAUGUUUGAUGGAGACCAGACUGAAAACUGCAUAGUGAAUGGAACUCAGAUUUUAUUAACGUUAUUGGAGACGCGGCGUUCUGGAGUGGAGGGACUGGUGGACUCAUUCUCUCAGGGAUUUGAAAGGUCUUACACUGUCAAUAGCAGCAUCUUAAAUGGUAUUGAGCCUCGGCUAAAGGAUUUUCACCAGCUUCUACUCAACCCGCCCAAGAAAAUGUCAAUCCUGACGACAAUUGGUGUCUUGGAGGAGCCACUGGGGAAUGCUCGCCUUCAUGGAGCUCGACUAAUAGCUGCUCUGCUUCACACGAACACUCCCAGUAUUAACUACGAACUAUGCAGACUUAAUACCUUGGACUUAUUACUUGACUUAUUUUUUAAAUACACAUGGAAUAACUUUUUGCACUUCCAAGUGGAACUGUGCAUAGCAGCUGUUCUGUCACACUCUGUGCAUGAAGGAAAAUCAGUGAUGAAUGACCUGGAAAAUAAAGAGGAGGUGCUAAAUGGGAAUGUGACCACAGAGAACUUGAAGACUUUGGAUCAGGGUCCGGAGAAUGUCAUGGUGACACAUCUGUUCCAGAAGUGCUGCCUGUUGCAAAGGAUAUUGGAUGCCUGGGAAGCCAAUGACAAAAUACAGGCAGAAGGUGGAAUGAGGCGAGGGAAUAUGGGUCACCUGACCCGAAUAGCCAAUGCUGUGGUACAGAAUGUGGAGAAGGGCCCCAUGCAGACCCAGAUCGGCGAGUUCAUUAAAGAGCUACCUGAGGACUGCAGAGGGAGGUGGGAGAGCUUUGUAGAAGAGACGUUGAGAGAGACAAACCGGAAGAAUACCGUGGAUUUGGUGAGCACCCACCAUCUGCAUUCUUCCAGUGAGGACGAGGACAUUGAGAGCUCUUUCCCCAACGAACUCUCCCUCCAGCAGGCAUUCGCAGAGUACCAGAUCCAACAGAUGACGGCCAACUUUGUGGAUCAGUUUGGCUUCAACGACGAAGAGUUUGCAGACCAGGAUGACAAUAUCAAUGCGCCUUUUGACAGGAUUGCAGAGAUAAACUUCAGCAUAGAUGCGGAUGAUGACAGUUCAAAUGCAUCCCUUUUUGAGGCCUGCUGCAAUGAACGGAUCCAGCAGUUUGAUGACAAGGAGGAGGAGGAAGAUAUCUGGGAGGAGAAAGAAAUAACCUAUGCAACCCAAGUCAAAUCAAGAACACGAUUUGGAGUGUCUCAGACCUCAGAGAGUUCCUCAAAAAGUGACCUAGAGAAUGGGGAUCAUGAUGGCAGCGUGGACUCAGAGGAAGAGGAAACAGACGAACAUACAACACCUCCCACAGAGAACACCAACAAGAAUAAUCCUUCUGAGCAGAAAGACUCUGAUGCUACUGAAGGGUCUGGGUGGACAGCUGUGUUUGAGCCAGUGAAUUCAAAGCCCCCAGCCCCCUGUGUGGCCAUGGAUGUUGGAUCAAGUGUGUGGGAUUCAGCAGCGCCAGAGACGGCCACUCCUGAGGAGAAAGGAUGGGCAAAGUUCACAGACUUUCAACCUUUUUGUUGCUCAGAAUCGGGUCCCAGAUGCAGUUCUCCUGUGGAUACUGAAAGCAGUGACUCAGAAGGAAACCCCAAGCAGAGUCAGGACAAGACCUUUAGCGCUGCCUCCCCCUGUGUUUGGAAUGUCUGCGUGGCAAGGAAGGCACCUCUGGUAGCUUCAGACAGCAGCUCCUCUGGCGGGUCAGACAGCGAGGAAGAGGAUAAAGCUGAUAUCGUCACAGAGACCAUCAGUACAGGUUCAGGCCAGGAGACCAUCAAACUGACCAUGGACGCUAAGAACGAGAAGGCUGUGUUCACCAGAAUAUUUAGACCUUCAGUCAGAGGCGACGCCGACUGCCUGGUUAUUGACAAGCUGACCAUCACCGACAUGGGGACGGCCAAGGCAUCCAAACCACUGAACAGCGUGUCCCAGCAUUCUGAGGAGCGCCAGCACACUGCCGCCGGCGGUGCAGCUACCACGGAAAGCACAACAAAAGACAGGAAAGAGGAGGUCUUGCCAUGUGCUGAAGCCACAUUAAAUGGUCCUGCUUGAUGAAGCAAGUGCAAUGGGACAUGUCUGACCCAGGCCAGGAUGUACCUGGUGAUGCAAUUUGUCAAGUUUUUUUUUUUCAUUUUAAUUUUAUUUUUUAAUAAAUGCUGCAUUGAUGAGAGAGCUGGCAUUGAGGACCAGACACGCGAUUUCAGCACCAACAAUCUGUUCCGGAAGACACUCGUAUUGUCUAAAUGUAGCAUUGAUCAGUUAGUCAUCACAGGAGUGACUCGGUCCUACCCAAGGAAGCCUUCUGCCUACUUUGAGUACCUUGUCCCCCUCCCUCUUCCCUGGGUUUUGUUUUCUCUUUGGGGUUCAGUCCAGUUUUCGUAGUGUUACUGCACACAGUAUUCAGCUUCUCUUCGGAAAGGUAGCAGGUCUAGCGCCGGGACUUGGACGGUGCACAGUAAGUCCUGCAGUCGUGUGACCAAAGUUCCCGAUGGAGCUGCCUUUGGGCAGCGUUUGCACCGCUUUUGUAUAGCAAUAAAGCCUUAUCAGAAACAUUUCAUAGGAGGUAAAGAUAAAGCAAACACUUUAAAUGGGCUAAGGCUGGGAGGGCUGGAGAUUUUGGGGGGCGGGAGGAGGUGAGGGGGAAGAGCAAAGUUUUUGUAGCACUGAACUGUCUUGAGCAGUGGGCUGGCUCUGCCUUCCUGUGAGUUGCACCGUGCUCUGUGUCCGGGGCGUGACCACAGGAUCUUGGAACCUUUAGCAACUGCUUAUUUCCGUCCGAGCCAUCCAAACUCAGCCCUCUGGAUGUCGUCCUGCGUUGGUCUGGCGAGCAUGCCAAGAAGGUGGAAUCCUGCUGAUUGGACACGCACCCCCGGAACGCUGCCACGCCGGGACAGGAGCUGACUUGGCACAAACAGGUUAUCAGGUGCUUGCUGGCUUUUUGGAGACUGGUGUAUUUUCAAAUCGAUCUGGGAAUCGUUUUGUUCUGUUUUUAAAGUUUUUAAUGGAUGCAGGAACAGCAACACUUUUGCACUUUGUACCUAGUGAUAGCAUUGGAGAAUGAUGUGGGCCCAGCACAGGACUCCUGCUGUUACAUCCUGUGUAGGCAGCUGUGGCAGGGCUGGGGAGGCACACUGCUCCCAGGAACUGAGAGGUAGAACAGUGCAGAGAGAAGGACGACGCCCAGAACUGCCCUGGAGCGAGGUCACGUAAGAUACUUGACCCUGGAACAGAGGAGCCUCUGCAUAAACAUGGAGGGCCCAGCCAGUGCUGGCGUCCGUGAGCUUGUUCUCAGCCUAGAUCGUAUGGGUGUAGAAGAUGGGCCACUUUUAGCACCAGGCUCAGGCCCAUAACAGCAGACUGCCAUAAGCAGGACUCGGUCUUUACUCCUGUAGGCCUUAGACACGGAGCUGGGCUUGCUGUUGUGUGUAAGUUGUGUGCCGAAACCCGCCUGU
Messenger RNA from Pelodiscus sinensis (Chinese soft-shelled turtle), 4416 nucleotides. Lineage: Eukaryota; Metazoa; Chordata; Testudines; Trionychidae. The record is from RefSeq and is a predicted model, not a curated record.